Aspergillus niger is the source of this 114-nucleotide messenger RNA. RefSeq lists its product as hypothetical. Bases 1 to 114 code for a protein of 37 amino acids. Lineage: Eukaryota; Fungi; Ascomycota; Eurotiomycetes; Eurotiales; Aspergillaceae. The record is from RefSeq and is a predicted model, not a curated record. The transcript is spliced from 2 exons.
AUGGCUAGAAUAUAUAAUCUGUUAUAUGCACUGCUAUCUAGGAUGCACCACUUUUCUUCAUCAUCUCAACAACGUGGAAAAAGGCCUGCUGCCGCUGCUGCUCCCAGAUAUUGA